CCUCUGACCCAAACAGAAACAUCUCAUCGGCAACACCGUCAUUUUCCAUCCCCACAGUUUUACCCUCGGGAACGCCACUUUUUUCCUAUCUAAUCCAACAACCUGACCCUGUGAAUACGGACUCCAGUUAGGGGCAAAAUUGGUAUACCAAAAGUUGGUCAAAACGGCGCGUUUUAAAGGCCGGCAGGCGUUUGGUUGAACAACCUAACAACCACCACUUUCCUUCGCAGUUCACACUUCUUUCAUCCUUUUAUUUUUUUUAACUUUUAAAUAUAAAAAAAUAUCCCGAAAUUAAAUAUUUUUUAAUUCUUUCCGGAUUAGCACUUCUUCGCUGUAAUUACGAUUGUUUAAUGGUAAUUAAUGAAUUUAUUGAUGCAUUUUUUUAUAUGGAAACUAUAAAAUUAUCCUCUCUUUUACCUUUUUCGGUUUCGCAAACCCCAUACUUUAGUUAGGAUUCCAUCUACUAUUCCUCUCUCUCUCUCUCUCUCUUUCUCUCUCUAAAACUUUUUCUCUCUCUCACACACACAAAACGCCGUUGUCUGCACAUCUCGCCGGGAAGCCUCUCGUUCUCCGGCGAACAGUGUCGCCGCUGAAUUCGACAUUUCCUCGACACGUACGGAGCGCUCUAUUCAAUUUCAUCGGCUCUGUGUGACUCGGCGGGUGGAAUCGUUCCGAUCCCUGAGUUUGACUCGGUCCUCGGAGUUGCUGUGAGAAUGUGGGAAGCUUGAUAGAGUUUUUUCCGCUGUUGUUGCAGCUCUGGAUCGUGGCGUGGAGUAAUUUUACCGUUUUCUGGUCUUAUUUUUUUGUGUGUGGUGAGAGGCGAAGACAGUGGCGAAAGGCGAAGGUUAUCGGAAUGAGAUGGUGGAAGGAAGGGUUUGUUCAUCAAGGGAAGCUAAACUAGAAUUUUUGAAGCGCAAAAGGAUGCAACGGAUGAAAACAGAAACUGAAAAUGAUUCAACCUUUAUUGGCAGCAUGAUGAGUAGGAGCGGGGGUGAUGCUUUACGAACUUCUGCUCCAUGUGGUGUGAGGUUGCAUAAUAGUGCCGAUGUGUACUCUAAAUUUGGCAGCAAUGACAGUGAGAAAGAUGUAUUUUCAAAGAACAAAGUGGCGAAGUUUGAUACUUCAGACCUUGAAUGGACUGAUGAAAUUCUGGAUUGUCCGGUGUACCGUCCUACUAAAGAUGAAUUCCAGGAUCCUUUAGUCUAUCUUCAAAAGAUUGCUCCAGAAGCCUCAAAAUAUGGUAUAUGCAAGAUUGUAUCACCUGUAAGUGCUUCCGUACCAGCUGGUGUGGUUCUAAUGAAAGAGAAGGCUGGUUUCAAGUUUACAACUAGGGUGCAACCACUUCGUUUGGCUGAAUGGGAUAGUGAUGACAAGGUCACGUUUUUUAUGAGUGGGAGAAACUAUUCAUUUCGUGAUUUUGAGAAAAUGGCGAACAAGAUUUAUGCUCGUAGAUAUUAUACUGCUGGAGGCCUUCCUGCUACAUAUAUGGAAAAGGAAUUUUGGCAUGAAAUAGCUUGCGGAAAGACCGAAAGUGUUGAAUAUGCAUGUGAUGUCGAUGGUAGUGCGUUUUCAUCUUCUCCCAGUGAUCCACUUGGAAAAAGCAGAUGGAAUUUGAAGAAACUUUCUCGGCUGCCAAAAUCUACAUUGCGUCUUUUGGAGACAGCAAUCCCGGGAGUCACUGAACCUAUGCUUUACAUAGGGAUGCUUUUUAGCAUGUUUGCUUGGCACGUGGAAGAUCAUUACUUAUAUAGCAUCAAUUAUCAUCACUGUGGGGCUGCAAAAACAUGGUAUGGCAUUCCCGGUCAUGCAGCUGUCGAUUUUGAAAAGGUUGUCAAGGAGCAUGUGUAUACUCAUGAUAUCUUAUCCAUGGAUGGGGAGGAUGGAGCUUUUGAUGUUCUUUUGGGUAAAACGACACUUUUCCCACCAAAUAUAUUGGUAGAACAUGGCGUUCCUGUUUACAAAGCUGUACAAAAGCCCGGCGAAUAUGUAAUAACUUUCCCUAGAGCUUAUCAUGCCGGAUUUAGUCAUGGUUUUAAUUGUGGUGAAGCUGUCAACUUUUCAACCGGUGAUUGGUUUCCGUUGGGAUCAAUUGCCAGUCGGCGUUAUGCUCUACUCAAUAGGGUGCCUUUCCUUCCCCUUGAGGAACUCCUAUGUAAAGAAGCAAUGAUACUAUAUUCGAGACUAGCACUUGAAGACCCAAUUUCAGAAACAUGUGCAGAUUUGAUAUGUCAUAAGAGCAUAAAGGUUUCUUUUCUAAAUUUGAUCCGAUUUCAGCAUCGUGCUCGGUGGUGUCUGGUGAAGUCAAGAGAGUGCACAGAUAUUUCUUCCUUUUCCCAUGGAACAAUUCUAUGCAGCAUCUGCAAACGCGAUUGCUAUGUAGCAUAUCUAAACUGCCAGUGCUACUUGCACCCUAUGUGCCUUCGCCAUGAUAUCAAGUCAUCUAAUUUGCCUUGUGGUAGCACUACUACAACACUUUCUGUAAGGGAAGACAUCUUGAAUAUGGAAGCAGCAGCCAUGCAUUUUGAGCAGGAGGAAAACAUAUACCAGGAGUUUGAACAACAUCAUAGAAAUGACGACGACUUUCUUUUACUAUCUACCAUAUACACGGGAGGUGAUAACGAAGGGUAUAUUCCUUAUGGCACGAUCUUCCUAGAAGAGAAUCAGUUAGAGCAUCCAGCUUCAUCCUCAUUAAAGUCCAGUAUAGAUCUCAACAUAAUUGCAGAAGGGUAUGCGAACACCAACUCAGAGAAUCAAAAUAAGAUGCCUUCUGGAGAAUUCGUUCGAAGUGCCUCUGACAUUACACAAUCCCCUAACAGGCCACUUGUUAGAUCCCAAAACAAACCUGUUCAGGGGGUAGACAGUAGAAAUACCAUCAGCGAAAAUAGUGAUGACUCUGAUUCAGAAAUAUUUAGGGUUAAACGACGAUCUUCUGCCAAAGUAGAACAGAAAAUCGCACAUGAUUCUGUUUCUGCUACUACUGAUCAGCAGGGUUUCAAGAGAUUAAAAAAGAACCAACGAGAAGUGCGCUGUGGACAGUUAUCAUCAUCAUCGAAAUGUUUGAAUUCUACUGAAUCUAGACAAGUUUCGGUUGGUAACAAAUUUGGCAGGGGAACUGGUAUUCCUAUCUCCAUUAAGUUCAAGAAAACUCGAAAUGAAGAGGUGUUGACCAAACAUGGAGAAGUGCAUAAUAAUAAUAAUAAUAGUAGAGAUCAUAAUAGGCAGCAACAUAAUGAGUUGGGGAGCAAGCGUCUCAAAGUCAGAGGACCGUCAGUUUUAGGUCACGAGGGAAAAUAUUAGGGUAUGUGUUGGCAAUUGCUCAACAUCUGUUAAAAACCUGACCUGGCUAACGACAUUCUUUAUUGGUGGAAUCUAACAACAGGGUAAAAAAGUUAGAAAUUUGUUGUGGAAGCAGCGGCAAAAUUUAACCAAAUUUAGGAUUUAAAAAAAAAAAGUCGAUUCUUUGUGCUGGCCUCAAAAUUGGGGCAGGUUGCACGGUGAUAAUUUUAUGGGUUUCUCUGGCCGGGGGUGUUUUUCGGUCUUUUGGCAGGAGAAUCUCUCGCUCUCGUACGUGCAGCGCACAUGCAGAAAGUAGGUUUUAGGUUUUUAGUGUUGCCAGGAAUGUACAUUUGUUUCUUCUUGUUAACAGUUGAUUGAUUUUUGUGGGGGAAGGCAACAGUGGGUAUAAUGUAUGUAUUCUCACUGGUGUUUGGCCUCAUUAAUGUCAAAAGUCUGCUGCUUCCCUUUGUUAGCGUUUAUUAUUCUUUCGUGGUAGUUAUUGAGCUUUGGUGCCUUUAUAUACAUUGAAUAAAAAUCGAGAAAUUCCUUAUUUUUCGUUAUGUCAUUGUUUA
Molecule: messenger RNA, 3848 nt
Organism: Erythranthe guttata (spotted monkey flower)
Lineage: Eukaryota; Viridiplantae; Streptophyta; Magnoliopsida; Lamiales; Phrymaceae
Product: Transcription factor jumonji (jmj) family protein / zinc finger (C5HC2 type) family protein
Biological process (GO): chromatin remodeling; regulation of gene expression
Cellular component (GO): nucleus; chromatin
Molecular function (GO): histone demethylase activity
Source: RefSeq, a predicted model, not a curated record